GUAACUUACGAAAAUGCGAGUGCGAGUCGCCAGUAAAAAUUUAAAAUUAAUGAUAAGAAACAUUGACCGCCACUGAUAUCAAGGAAAAGAGAUUGUUUAUGUGAUAACAAGACAAUGUUUACUGUUCCACGGAUAUGCUGUAGAUUGUUUAUUUCUUGUUUCAUCGAAAAUUUAUAUUUCAGGGCCGUACGUUCAUAGACCCUAGACAGUUGUGCCUCGUUGUCGGUGUGUAACGUCCUCCGUUCUCAGCGAACGUUUUUCCUGUUGUAAUCGUUAAAACGAACAAAAGGCACGAGGAGGAGAGAAAGGGAAAUAAAGGGAAAAUGUUUAUGCACGGUGCACCGGAUGGUUGGUUUUAUCAUGUUUCUAUAUUCUAAAAGUGGGGGUUGUCAAUGGUUGGACGACAGAGAGGAUCGUGGCAGCAUAUGCGCAUAAAAGAGAAGACGCGACAGUGAUUGUUGUAACUGUGUGUUCGGUGUUCGUAAUUAUUGAGAAAGGACUCUAAGGAAGAUGGCAGAGAAUGUAGAACCACUUGUGCAUUCACCGAAAAGUCUUUAUGAAUUAUGCGUCGCCAGAAUAGUUGCGUCAACUGGCGGAGACUUUAUUCCGUACUUGGAUUAUCUAAUUUAUUUGCCGAAAGAAGUUAUGUUCGAUGUUUAUUAUCAGGUAUACAAAGCAGGCACGCAUCCUUUCUUCAUAUUAACAGAAUUAUGCAGGUUCGAGGUGUUUUCUAAGAUGUUAGCAGUUACUAGUCGACGCGUCGAUUUGUUCAAAUGUUUUGAGGACUGUGCUCAGAGUGUACCAAGAUUCAAGGAUGAAUUAAUUAUCCAGUAUUCGCCUUGCAGCUGUGUUAAUGUAAAUCUAGCAGCUCGAGAAAGAUUGAUAAACGCAGGUCUGAUAUUGGGCGGAUUUUUAAGCGAUGCUGGCUGGUAUCCUCAAAGUGAAAAUAUUUUAUUAAAAUGUCUUCGAUUAUGUUUAUUAAGUAGUUCUACACCUCAACAUUGGUGUAGAAUAUUAGAGUGUUACCAUAGAUUGUUACAUGUGCAAGCUGCGUAUUGCUCGUUUAAAUGCGCAGAAGAAACACAGAAUUGUGCUUUGGUAAUAGUGAAACGUUUAAAGGAAGCAAAAUUUGACUGCAAUUAUGCUGCCUUAUAUAGCGAAUUUAGUAUGUUACACUAUAUGAGAAAUGAAUAUGAUGAGACCUACAGGUGGAGUAUAAAAGCAUUAAAACAAUUAAAGCCCACACUGCCUGCCCGCAUUACUAUCGACGUUCUGAGACAGGCAGCAAAGUCGUGUGUAUUGAAACGAAAAUUGCAGAAAGCCGGUCUAUUGAUCAGACAAGCUCUGUACCUUGCUAGACAAGAAUUUGAGAAAAAUCAUCCUGUGUACACUAACGUUCUUAUAGAUUAUGGAUAUUACUUGUUAAAUUUCGAUAGUUUAUUUCACAGUGUAAAUGUUUAUGAGGAAGCGUUGUCUCUAAGGAAGUCGGUGUUUUCAGAAUUUAAUUUAAACGUUGCACUGGCUUUGGAGAACUUUGCGUAUGCUCUGUACGUGCAUGAGUAUACCUCUGGCAGUUUCGAAGUGGCAAGAUCACAGUGUCUUAGUCCGUAUUCUACAAGCAGAGAAUGUGUUCUGAAGGCGAGGGACACUAUGGAAUCGCUGUUACCCGGAGACCAUUUAUUGUUAGCCAGUACAAGAAGGGUCCACGCAUUGAUACUUGAAGAAAUAGCAAUAAACGACACAGCACUAAUGAGGACGUCAUUAUUAAUCGCGGCUGCGAAUCUUCACCGAUCUGCUUUGAACUUAUCAAGGAAAGCAUUUGGCGAGAGCAACGUACAGAUUGCGAAGCACUACGGGAAUUUAGGGCGACUUUAUCAGAGCAUGGGGAAAUUUCAGGAGGCGGCAGCGAUGCAUACCAAAGCUAUACGCAUUAAAGAAGAAUUACUAGGACCCGAUGAUUUCGAAGUUGGAUUGAGUAUAGGACACUUAGCUUCCUUGUACAAUUUCGACAUGAAGCGAUACGAGGAUGCUGAACGGCUGUAUCACCGCAGUAUUGCAAUUAAUUUAAAAUUGUUCGGAGAAAGCUAUAGUGGAUUGGAAUACGACUAUCGGGGACUUAUACAUCUGUACACUCAAAUGCACGAGGACGAUAAAAAAAUGGAAUACGAAACUACGUUAAUUAACUGGAGGAUACUGAGGUUCGAACACAUCCAAGCAGAAGAUCCACCGAUAGACCAUCAGGGACGACCGCUCCCGCUCGAAGAAGUACUUGACGCAUUUUUUUCUACGUAAUAUAAUUGUAAACACACCAUCGAACAUUGAAAUUCAUCGACCGACAUUAAGUUUCUAUUACCUCAGUCUGACUCAAGUCGAAAUAUAAACGAAAACAUAAGUUGCACUAUUGCGAUCAACAUUCUCGUGAAUUAUGUGUAUAUCGUUUGAACAUACCCCGUGAUCGUUGAAGCUGUAAGCGACAUGAAGUUUGUCAUGUUUGUGUCUUACCAUUUUGUAUAUUACAAUUAUUUUUAUACUUAGUUUUAACGGUGCAACUGGUAGAUCGAGAUUUUAAUAAUUCUUUAUCCGCAUACUAAUAGCUUGUGAACUGUUAGUACGCGGAUAGAAGAGAUUUUAUAGCAGGCUUAUCGAGUGAAUCCGUUUGUAAUUAAUGUAUGAUACAAGAUGUUCAACUUUUAGCGAAGUAAAAACAAGUAAAAGGAGAAACGCAUAAAUGCUUUUAAUUUAUGUUAUCGGAAAGAAUAUAAGCGUACCGUUAAGAAAAUAUUUUAGUAUUUAUUAGAAUAAUAUAUCAAGUAUAAUUCGUAGGAAAUUAUCAAUUUAUUUUUAGUAUCUACAUUAAGAAAUAAUGUAAAUUAAAAAGCAUCUGUGUUAUACUAUGUAUAUAUAUAUGUAUGUAUAUAUUUAUACAUAUAUAUAUAUAUGUAUAUAUACAUUUAGCGCAACUUGCAUGCACAUACUUUACAUUAAAGAGACGAUGUAUAUAUGUAUAUUUACAUAAUUUCUCUGUUUGAUUUCUAAUUUAUAAAAUAUCGUUACUAAAUCGACUCUUAAUCCACGGACGUUCA
Nomia melanderi (Alkali bee) is the source of this 3083-nucleotide messenger RNA. RefSeq names its product Protein interacting with APP tail-1 (gene Pat1). Lineage: Eukaryota; Metazoa; Arthropoda; Insecta; Hymenoptera; Halictidae. Gene Ontology annotation, cellular component: Cul2-RING ubiquitin ligase complex. The record is from RefSeq and is a predicted model, not a curated record. Gene Ontology annotation, molecular function: protein binding; ubiquitin-like ligase-substrate adaptor activity. Gene Ontology annotation, biological process: proteasome-mediated ubiquitin-dependent protein catabolic process; intracellular protein transport.